This is a messenger RNA of Adineta steineri, 978 nucleotides long. NCBI's taxonomy places the organism in Eukaryota, Metazoa, Rotifera, Eurotatoria, Adinetida, Adinetidae. The record is from the annotation of a GenBank genome assembly.
AUGUCAAGUCCAAGUCUUCUAUCGCUUACAUAUGCAGCACAAGAAGUUAAUAUAUACUUACGUUCGAUUAUUUUAAUAUUUGGUGUUACAAGUAAUAUUCUUAAUAUUAUUGUUUUUCUUAGUCUUGAAAUAUUUCGUGACAGUUCAUGUGCAUUCUAUUUACUUGCUAUGUCAUUUGUCAGUAUAAUUCAAAUAUUCUUUGGUUUAUUUGCUCGUACUUUAAAUGUUGCGUUUAGUGUUGAUUGGUCAACUACUUCUUUAACAUAUUGUAAACUUCGAUAUUAUUUUUUUCAAGUAUGUUCAGCUAUAUUUUACACUUGUAUAGCUCUUGCAACUAUUGAUCAAUAUUUAGCUACAUGCUCGAGUCCAUUUCUACAACGUUUUAGUAAUAUUAAAUUAGCACGUUGGCUAUUUGUAAUAUUUACAAUUAUUUGGAUAAUACAUGGUAUUCCAAUAUUGUAUUAUUAUAAUCAAGACAUAUCAAAUUCAACAAAUGCAACAAUAUGUACAAUUACAAAUGAUACUUUUCAACAAUAUUAUAGUUAUUUUACAUUAAUUAUACUACUCUGUUCUAUGCCUGUAAUUAUUACAGUGUUAUUUGGAAUUCUAGCCUACCGUAAUGUACAACAUUUAACAUAUCGUACAAUGCCAUUGGUAAGACGAGAAACAGAUAAACAAUUAACAAUAAUGGUACUUGUACAAGAUGUCUACAAUUUAUUCUUUAUUAUACCUUAUAUUGUUGUUUAUGCAUUACAACUUAAUUUAAAUAUAAAUUUAGCUCCAAACUAUGCUGCACAAAUAGAACUUGCACUGAGUAUUACUGGUGCUUUAUAUUAUGUACCAUUUUCUAGUGCGUUUUAUAUCUAUGUUUGUGUAUCGGAACGAUUUCGACGACAAUUUCUUUAUGUACUCUUUAAACUUCAUUUAGGUCGAUGUCGACAAGAUUUUGCAAGAAAUCAAAUCUUACCAGAUACAUAA